AUGACAACAUCACUUGUGGCUGCUUUGCUCUUGCAUUUGAACGCUAUAACUGUUUCGGUCGAAGAUGAUGGGCAACUCACAACCCGUUCUCUUGGCCUUGUCCACAAUGUGGCUCAGCUUGCUCACUGUGCUGCACAAGGCAAAGUUGGCUCUGGUUUCGACGUAUCUGCAUCUGUCUGGGGCCAUCAAUUGUAUCGCCGAUUUGAUCCUGCAUUGAUCAAAGAUCUAAUGUACCCUGAGGUUGGCUCGCGUAUCAUAACGUCACAGGAGAAUAUUUCUCACGAAAAGCGUCCAUUACUCGCUUUACUGCCUAUCUUGGACCCUCGUAAUCCGCUUUGGGUACCAGCGCCACCGCCCUCUGCUACAACUACAGCUAUUGAAGGUCUUGCUAUGUUGCGUACAGGAACAGAAGAAGCACGAAAAGCGCGACCCGCACCGCUUCCAUUGCCACCAGGUGUACGAAUGUGUCUUGCAGAUGUUGAUACCGGCUCGAAUACCCGUACAAUGGUGGGAAGAGUGAGUGAUUGGCGCCGUCAAAAUCCAAUUUGGGCGGAUCAACUGUAUAAGAUUAUUGCCACGUCGAAUCAGUCACUCGCUGAUGGUCUGCUUCAACUGCAUAUGGCUUAUGUGAAUGAUUCUUCCAAUUAUACACAGGUGCUUGAAGGAUUGUCGCAUUUACCGUCGAAAGAGUGGGACUUGCAUCUGAAAUCUGAUCUGUCUCCCGUUUACGAGAUCUUUGUGUCUGUUCGGAACGCUAUGCGAUCUAUUCGUGCAGGCAUGAGGGAGCUGGGUCUUCGCUCAGGUGCGCCUGUUGAGCCGCCUGAGAUGUCGCAAUUGUUAGAUACCACCAUAAAUGGUGCCCCAGGCAUUCUGGGUGGCGGCAUCCCAGGUGCUGGAGGUUACGACGCCAUGUUUUUAUUGUUCUUGGAUCCAGCGAGCUUAACUGCGUCUGCUCCGUCACAACCCAUGCAUCCACCCAAAGACGUGUGUGACUUAUGGCUGACUUACCGUGAUUUGAGCGUUGGUCCUCUUCUGUGUGGUUCGGAUGACAUUACUUCGUCAUAUGUCGCGAGUCUGAAGGACCGUCAAGAGGACGUUCUUUCAUACAUUUCAAGGGUGUGGGCCCAUGCCCCUGUCGGGCUGCAUGUUGUGUCUUCGUCCGAGGUCCCAGGUCUCGAGCGCGUGCUCAGAUCAAAUUCGUAG
Molecule: messenger RNA, 1203 nt
Organism: Malassezia globosa CBS 7966
Lineage: Eukaryota; Fungi; Basidiomycota; Malasseziomycetes; Malasseziales; Malasseziaceae
Exons: 1
Coding region: 1-1203 (400 amino acids)
Biological process (GO): isopentenyl diphosphate biosynthetic process, mevalonate pathway; ergosterol biosynthetic process
Cellular component (GO): peroxisome
Molecular function (GO): phosphomevalonate kinase activity
Source: RefSeq, a predicted model, not a curated record